This is a messenger RNA of Homalodisca vitripennis (glassy-winged sharpshooter), 3932 nucleotides long. Its product is annotated as DNA ligase 3-like. Gene Ontology annotation, cellular component: DNA ligase III-XRCC1 complex. Gene Ontology annotation, biological process: DNA biosynthetic process; DNA recombination; mitochondrial DNA repair. The record is from RefSeq and is a predicted model, not a curated record. NCBI's taxonomy places the organism in Eukaryota, Metazoa, Arthropoda, Insecta, Hemiptera, Cicadellidae. Gene Ontology annotation, molecular function: ATP binding; zinc ion binding; DNA ligase (ATP) activity.
CAACCCAAAAUUGAUUGCACCAUCUAAAGCUGAAGUUCUAAAACAAACAACUACUUGUGAAUGAAUCGCAAAACGAAGCAUAGUGGACUUUGAGGUUGUAUGAGUUGCUCCAAGCCUUGAACAAAUAAAUUAAAAAAAGUUCUGCUUGGGUAAUUUGUACAAAUUACAUUGGCAAUAUUGGAAUAUUGUAUUGUAUUGGAUACUGUUGUUACUGUUUUGUGAGGUUAGGUUUUAAGGUUAUAUUUACGAUUUGUAGUCAAACUAAAAAAUGGAAGAUGACGGUCAACAGCAAGAAGAAGGUGAACAGAAAAAGUUUGCUGCUGACCGAGCAAAACUUGGACGGGCUGGCUGCAAGAAAUGUAAACAGAAAAUAGAAACAGGAGAACUUCGUGUAGCUAAGAUUGCACCAAACCCAUUUGGAAGUGGUGGCGGAAGUAUGAAAAUGUGGCAUCAUGUAAAGUGUAUUUUUGAAGUGUUCAGCAGACAGAGGGCGACAACAGCUCGUAUAGAGUCUGGUGACGAUGUAGAGGGUUGGGACGCUCUCUCUCCUGAAGAUCAAGAUGAGAUAAUGUCACAUGUGUCCAAUUUGACUGGAACAGAGAAAAAGGGUAAAACGACAACACCAAAGGCAAAACAGACGAAGCAAAAAACACCAACUAAGCCUGCUGUAACAAGUGCAGUGGCUAAAGCUCCAACAGUAGCAACCAAUAUCAGCAAUGCCGCCAUCCCUUCAGACAAAAUGCACAAGGAUAACUCCUUCAGAGAGUUUCGCAGACUGUGUGCUGACAUAGCUAAUGCAAGCAGUUACCUAACCAAGACUUCAAUUGUCAGAGAUUUCUUUAACAAGGGCACUGAAGGCGAUGGUUUUCGAGGUGAUGUCUUGCUCUGGUGCCGUUUGCUCCUACCUGGGGCUGUCAAGAGGGUGUACAAUCUACAGUCCAAACAAAUCAUCAAACUGCUUAGUCGGUUGUUUGGCACGAGCCAAGAGGAAAUGCUGGAAGACUUGGAACAAGGCGAUGUGGCUGAAACUGUCAGAGUCUUCUUUGAGCAGAGUAAUUCUUGCUUUCAAUCAGACCUCUCCACACCUUUCACCCCCCUUGAAACAUUUCGAGGUCUUCCUCCUGAUUUCCCUUUUUUGGUGAAGCCAGCCAAGAAGAGUCUACUGACACUAUCGGAGGUGGACCAGUUUCUAGAGAAACUCUCUCAAUUGACCAAAGAAGAAGAUCAGUUGUAUCACUUCUCCCAGAUAGCAGAAAAGUGCACAUCUAAUGAUUUGAAAAUGAUCAUUCGAUUAGUGAAACAUGAUCUGAGAAUUAAUGCAGGCCCGAAACAUAUACUGGAAGGUAUCCACCCUGAGGCAUACCAAGCAUUCCAGACGACUAGAGACAUCCGCAGUGUUGUGACCAGAGUCGUACCCACCAUGAUGACUGGAACAGAGAAAAAGGGUAAAACUACAACACCAAAAGCAAAACAGACGAAGCAAAAAACACCAACUAAGCCUGCUGUAACAAGUGCAGUGGCUAAAGCUCCAACAGUAGCAACCAAUAUCAGCAAUGCCGCCAUCCCUUCAGACAAAAUGCACAAGGAUAACUCCUUCAGAGAGUUUCGCAGACUGUGUGCUGACAUAGCUAAUGCAAGCAGUUACCUAACCAAGACUUCAAUUGUCAGAGAUUUCUUUAACAAGGGCACUGAAGGCGAUGGUUUUCGAGGUGAUGUCUUGCUCUGGUGCCGUUUGCUCCUACCUGGGGCUGUCAAGAGAGUGUACAAUCUACAGUCCAAACAAAUCAUCAAACUGCUCAGUCGGUUGUUUGGCACGAGCCAAGAGGAAAUGCUGGAAGACUUGGAACAAGGCGAUGUGGCUGAAACUGUCAGAGUCUUCUUUGAGCAGAGUAAUUCUGUGAAGCCAGCCAAGAAGAGUCUACUGACACUAUCGGAGGUGGACCAGUUUCUAGAGAAACUCUCUCAAUUGACCAAAGAAGAAGAUCAGUUGUAUCACUUCUCCCAGAUAGCAGAAAAGUGCACAUCUAAUGAUUUGAAAAUGAUCAUUCGAUUAGUGAAACAUGAUCUGAGAAUUAAUGCAGGCCCGAAACAUAUACUGGAAGGUAUCCACCCUGAGGCAUACCAAGCAUUCCAGACGACUAGAGACAUCCGCAGUGUUGUGACCAGAGUCGUACACCAUGAGUCAGUCCGGAGCUCAGACCACUCUCGCUAUCGGAGUCAAGACGCUCACCCCCCUGUCCUGCCCAUGCUGGCAGAAGCAUGCAAGUCGGUGGAGCAGGCCAUGAGAAAGUGUCCCAACGGGAUGUAUGCUGAAAUCAAGUAUGAUGGGGAGAGAGUGCAAGUUCACAAACAAGGCAAUGAGUUCAAGUUUUUCUCCAGGAGCCUCAAGCCAGUUCUGCCCCACAAAGUUAGUCAUUUUAAAGACUACAUUCCUCAAGCAUUCCCAUACGGCCAGGAUCUGAUAUUGGACAGUGAGAUUCUCAUGAUAGAUGUCAACACUGGCCAGCCUCUGCCGUUUGGCUCCCUGGGAGUUCACAAGAAAACUCAAUUUAAAGAUGCCAAUGUUUGCUUAUUCGUCUUUGAUUGCAUCUACUACAACGGAGAAUCUCUUGUUAAGAAACCAAUGAAGGAGAGAAGAAGAAUUUUGGAAGAAAAUAUGAAAGAGAUAAAAAAUCAUGUUGUAUUCUCAGAGCAACAAGAAAUUCAUAAUCCCAAAGAGCUUGAAGCAAAAAUGACAGAAGUGUUUAGACUGGGCUUGGAAGGACUUGUGUUGAAAGAUUUGAUGGGUGUAUACUCUCCCGGCAAGAGACACUGGCUUAAGGUGAAGAAGGAUUACCUGAUGGAUGGAGCCAUGGCAGACACGGCAGACCUACUGGUGUUAGGAGCCUGGUAUGGCACUGGGCAAAAGGGUGGUAUGAUGUCUGUGUUUCUGAUGGGAUGUUAUGACCCUCACACCAAGAAGUUCUGUACUGUCACAAAGGUACACACAGGCCAUGACGACAAGACCUUGGAGAGGCUUCAGAAAGAGCUGGACAUGGUUAAAAUCAGCAAAGAUGCAUCUAAAGUACCAUCCUGGCUGAACUGUACAAAAACCAUGAUACCUGACUUUGUUGCCAGGGAUCCCAAGGCCCAGCCUGUGUGGGAGAUCACUGGUGCAGAGUUUACAAAGCAUGAGGUACACACAGCUUCUGGGAUAUCUGUCAGGUUCCCACGGGUAACCAGGAUACGUAGUGACAAGGACUGGGAGACUGCGACUUCAUUGCCUGAGUUGCAGAAUUUGUACAAACUAUCCAAGGACACAUCUGAUUUCACAAUGGCUAGUACUUCGACCACCUCCAGCCCUGUGACGUCUCCACGCAAACGUCCUGCAACACCCCAGCAAUCACCUCGCAAGAAGAGAGCCAACACCAGCUCCCCCACGACAUCUGGUGGAGAUGAGGAUUCAACCGCAACCACUGCAGCCAGGGGCAACAUCAAGCGCACUACGGUUCAAUUAACAGAUGUGAUGGGUAACAAUUUCACUCGGGAUAUUCUGCAGGUUACGAGAGACACUUCCGAUGAUGCUCCUCCACAGAAGAAAGCCAGAGAUCUUAAAAAUCCGUUGCCGGAUGUAUUUGUAGGAGUGAAGCUGUUUCUACCAGAGGAAGGAGUUACAAGUAAAGAUGUGCUGGAACGAUACUUUAUUGCUUAUGGAGGUGAUUUACUGAAAGAUCACAAUGCAGAUGAAGCAACUCAUACAGUCGUGGGGACAAAUCAGGAUGAGCCGUUGGCAGGAACAGCUGUUGAUGUGUCUUGGCUGUGGGACAGCAUCAAACUGCAGAAACUCCAACUUGUUAAACAUUAUACCAAGAAGUCGUGAUAUUCCUUCUUUCAAGUCUACAACUUUAUAUUUUCUACAUGUAAUUCUUUACAUUUUUUUUGCAUGUUUUACG